GAUACAUCUACCAUUCGAUUUUCAUCUGCCGAAACGGUUGCGCUGCGGCUGCGCUCAAAACAGAAACUCGUGCGCGGCGCUUCAAAAAGCAGAGUAACCAAAAAUCAUACAAACCAAACGCAAAUAUAUAUAGCAAAACAUAAACAGAAUUUCUCAAUUCUACUACUAAAACAAAAACGAAAAACAAACUAAUUUUUUUUUAAGUUCUUAACCACAAACCAUUGGGAAUUUUGGAAUACCUAAGCUUAAAAGCCAAAGAAGUGUGCAAAAUAAAGUGAACCCAAAAAGUGCUAUCAGAAAUAUUAUCAAUAAAAAUAAAAACGAAACUUAGAAACAAAUAUUUAAAAGCAAAAGCACCCACUACCACAAAAAAAAAGGCUCAAACAAAUUGUUUAAAAAAAAGGAAAACGAAUCCGUGACAGUGCAAAAUCCGGAGUUGGAAUGCCGUCGCAACUUUUGACAAAAAUUUAACAACAAAAUAUCCACUAAGCUCAGUUGACAGAAUCUUGGUAAAAAUGCUCGCGGCACAGCAACAACAGCAGAUGGGCAGCAGCAGCAGCACCAACAACAACAACAACAGCAGCACUGCGGAAACGGAAAUGGAAAUGGAGCGACAACGCAGGGACUCCACCACAUCGGAGUCCUCGUUGGAGCACCUGGAACUGGGACGCACACCCAAGAAGCUGGGCGGCAAUGGCACCACCACCCAAACCACAUCCACGCCACACGAAUUGGCGGCGACAUCGCGCAAGCGCAAAUUGCGUCAACUGCAGCAGCAGAUGAAUCACCACCAGGAUUUGCUCAGCGACGAGGAGGAUGAGGAAGAGGAGGAGGACGAGGAGGUGUCCCGCAAUCUGGGCAGGCUGCACAAGCAGCGAAGGGGUGGUGGUGGUGCUGCUAAUGCCACCCAGGCCUCCAUUGUGGUUGACUACAGCAGUGGCGAUGCCAGUUCGCUGCGCAAGAAGUUCCGACUCAAUCGCUCAGCGGCGGCCAGUCUCUCGGAAUCGGGAUUCGUGGACGCCAGCAGCACCACUGGCCACAGUGGCUAUCUGGGCAACAACAGCAGCAGCAGCAACAGCACCACCACCACCACCACCAGGGAAGCUGGCAACCACAGCAGUGGUGCUGCUGCGGUGGCGAAUGCAUCUUCAGCUGGAAAUCCCGCUGUCUCGAGCAGCAGCAGCAGCAGCAGCAGCAGCGGCGGCGGAUCUGGUGGCUCCUCGCCCCAGGGACUGAGCCUCUCCAGCGGCGAAUCGGGAAUCGGAGCUGGGGAUGAGCACAUGAAGUACCUCUGCCCCAUUUGCGAGGUGGUCUCGGCCACGCCCCACGAAUUCACCAACCACAUCCGAUGCCACAAUUACGCCAACGGCGAUACCGAGAACUUCACCUGCCGCAUUUGCUCCAAGGUGCUCUCGUCGGCAUCCUCGCUGGACAGACACGUGCUGGUUCACACGGGCGAGCGGCCCUUCAACUGCCGCUAUUGCCACCUGACCUUCACCACCAACGGCAACAUGCACCGCCACAUGCGCACCCACAAGCAGCACCAAGCUGCGCAGUCGCAACAGUCGCAGCAGCAACAGCAGUCGCAGCAGUCGCAGCAACAGCGACGCCAGCAGCAACAGUCGCAACAGCAGCAGUUGCAACAGCAACAGCAAUCGCAGCAGCAGCAACUCAAUCCCGCCCAGCAGCCACUGGUGGCCACCGCGUUAUCCGGUCGAGCGGAGAGCUACGAGAGCGAUGCCAGCUGCUCCACCGAUGCAUCCAGUGGCCACAGUCGCAGUCGCAGCACCAGUUCCCUCAUCAACAACAACCACAAAAACAACAACAACAACAACAAUUCACCGCACAAGACCAACAACAAUCUGAAGCUGGAGGAUCAGCUGGACGAGGUGGAUGCAGUGGAGAGCAAGCAGAGGCGUCUCAAGAAGACGACCAUCAACAAUAAUAUAAUUGAUGCAUCGGAGCAGCCGGAGGAGAUCGACGAAAUGGAGGAUGAGAUGGAGGAGCAGGAGGAGGAGGAUGCAGAUGCGGAUGCGGAUGUGGCCAUGCUGACCAGCACACCGGAUGUGGCCACUUUGCUGGCUGGAGCCAGUGCCUCCGGAGCGGGCUCGCGAUCCGUUUCGCCAUCGCCAUCGGAAUCGAAUAGUUUGCUCCUGAGUUGUCCGGUCUGCGGAGCCUCCGAGUUCGAAACGCUGCCCGCCUUGUGCGCCCACCUGGAUGCCAGCCACUCGGACAUCCCCGCCAAGUGCCGCGACUGCGAGGUGAUCUUCGCCAGCCACCGCCAGGUGCAGGCGCACUGCUGCCGCGGAUCCGCCGCCUCGAUGGGAAUGGGCAGUGGUUUGCCGCCGCUCCUGGGAGCCAGCAUCCCCCUCCAUCAGGACGAGGCAGGCGAGGAUGGGGAGGAGGAGGAUGAGGAGGAGCUGCUCGAUCGGAAGGAGCGACUGCAUCACCAGAGCGAGGACUUCUUCCACCAGCUGUACCUCAAGCAGAAGAUGCCCAUCUCGCAUCCCCCUUCACCGAUCAAACACGAACCGGCGGACAGCAAGGAUUUGGCGGACAUCCAGAGCAUCCUCAACAUGACCAGCUCCAGUUCCAGUUUCCUGCGCAACUUCGAGCAGUCGGUGAACACACCCAGCUCCAGUCAGUACAGCCUGGAUGGUCGCGACCAGGAGGAGGAGGCCCAGGACGCCUUCACCUCGGAGUUCCGCCGGAUGAAGCUGCGCGGCGAGUUCCCCUGCAAACUCUGCUCGGCGGUCUUUCCCAAUCUGCGCGCCCUCAAGGGUCACAACCGGGUGCACCUGGGUGCAGUGGGUCCGGCGGGACCCUUCCGCUGCAACAUGUGUCCCUAUGCGGUGUGCGACAAGGCGGCUCUGGUGCGGCACAUGCGCACCCACAACGGAGAUCGCCCGUAUGAGUGCGCCGUCUGCAACUACGCCUUCACCACGAAGGCGAACUGCGAGCGGCAUCUGAGGAACCGGCAUGGGAAGACCAGUCGCGAGGAGGUGAAGCGUGCGAUUGUCUACCAUCCCGCCGAGGAUGCUGGCUGUGAGGAUAGCAAGUCCCGCCUGGGCGAGGAUCUCGCCGAUCUGAGCUUCCGCUCGAUCAGUCCCACUCCUCCUCCGCCUCCGACUGCCAUCAAUGAUUCCAGCAGCUCCCAGCUGAAGCACAUGCUCCUCGGCGAGAACUUAAAUCCGGUUAACCAGCAGCCACAGCAGCCUCCGCUGAAGAUCCAGGUGAAGAGCCUGGACCAACUGGUGGACAAGAAGCCAACUAGCAACCAUUCAACGGAUAAAUCCUCCGCUGCCCUGGACUUCAGCAUGGAUGUGCUGGAUCUCAGCAAGAAACCCAAUGGAGGUGGAGCUGCUGCCGCUGCCACGCCCUCCGUGACGCCCUCGGCGAGUCCCUCGAUGGGCAUUCCCGCUGCCGCGGCAGCAGUUACUCCUGGUGGUGGUGUAACCACUCCGGAUUUGGCCGCCGCCUUGGAGCAGCAGAAGUUGCUCCUCGCCCAGCAGCAGUUCUUUGGCGCUGGCGGAGAUGCCGCCUCCCAGUACAUGCAGCAGCUGUUCCGCAGCCUGAUGUUCCAGUCGCAGACGCCAGGGUUUCCCUUCUUCCCCUUCAUGGCGCCACCACCGCCUCCACCUCCGCCACAGCAGCAGCAGUCGGGAGCGGAGAAGACUCCUUUGGUGAGUCCGCCCAACCGCUUGAAUCCUUUACCCAUCAAUGUGGGUGUUCCCGUGCCACCUGGCGGACCCGUGAAGAUGGUGAUCAAGAACGGAGUGCUCAUGCCGAAGCAGAAGCAGCGACGCUACCGCACCGAACGACCCUUCGCCUGCGAGCACUGCUCGGCGAGAUUCACGCUCCGCUCGAACAUGGAGCGCCACGUGAAGCAGCAGCAUCCGCAGUUCUACGCCCAGCGGCAGCGGAGUGGCCACCACGUGAUGCGCGGCCGGGGUGCCUCCUCCGCCUCCUCCACCAGUGCGGCAGUGGCCGCUGCAGCGGCAGCCAUGAACCAGGGCGGCAUCCAGGGAGGCAUCCAGGGAUUGGGGAGCUCUGCAAGUGGUUCGCAUCACGCUCCCAUUUCGGAGCAGGUGAAGUACGCCAUCCUGGCGCAGCAGCUGAAGGCGCACAAGAACACCGAUCUGCUGCAGCAGGCCUUGGCCCACGGAUCGAGCAGCGUGGCCGGUAAUCCCCUCCUGCACUUUGGGUAUCCUUUGGCCGCUCCCAGUCCCCUGCACAAUGGCAAUCAUCAUCCGUCGGUGCCGUCUGUCAACAUGGCUAAUGAUGAUGAUGAGCCCAAGCUGGUCAUCGAUGAGGAUGAGAACGAGCAGGAGGAUCAUGAGGAUCACGAGGUGGAGGAGGUCGAUGACUUUGAGGAGGAGGAUGAGGAGAUGGAGGAGCAGGAGAUAGAGGAGCCUGAAGAGGAGCAAGAGAUCCCUCGCGAGGAGGAUCAGGGAGCUCAACCCGCUGAAGAAGAGGAGCUCGAGGAAAGGGAACUCCCCAAACCGCUGGAGAUGAUCAAUGGAGCAUCGAAGGAGGCCGCCCAAAAGAUGGCCGAAACCAUUCUGGAGCAGGCCAUCAAGGCGGGCACCAAGCCAACCAGCUCAACCAGCAAUCCCAAUCCCACCACCACCACCACCACCAGCAACUCCUCCAUGCAGGAGCCACCACCAUCAACCACAACCACUGGCAAUCCGAGCACCCUGAAGACCAUGAUUGCCCAGGCGGAAUCGGUGGGCAAGUCGCUCAAGGAAGUGGCCAGUUCCCCAUUCAAGGACGAGUCGCAGGACCUGGUGCCAGUGGCCAAGCUGGUGGACAACGCCACCAGUCAGAACAUGAGCUUCAACAGCUACUUCCGUCCCAGCGACGUGGCCAACCACAUGGAGCAGAGCGACGAGGAGGGUCUGGUGGCCUCUGGGAGCGCCAGCGAGAGCAACAACAGCGGCACCGAGGACGUGACCAGCAGCAGCUCCUCCAGCGAACCCAAGAAGAAGUCCGCUUACAGUUUGGCACCCAAUAGGGUUUCCUGCCCGUACUGCCAGCGGAUGUUCCCGUGGAGCAGCUCCCUGCGUCGCCACAUCCUCACGCACACCGGACAGAAGCCCUUCAAGUGCUCCCACUGCCCGCUGCUCUUCACCACCAAGAGCAACUGCGACCGCCAUCUGCUGCGCAAGCACGGCAACGUGGAGUCGGCCAUGUCGGUCUACGUGCCCACCGAGGAUGUCAGCGAACCGAUUCCCGUGCCCAAGUCCGUGGAGGAGAUCGAGCUGGAGGAGCAGCGCCGCCGCCAGGAGGCCGAGCGGGAGAAGGAGCGGGAGCUGGAAAGGGAGAGGGAACUGGAGCGGGAGCGGGAAAGGGAGCGGGAGAGGGAGCGCGAGCUGGAGAAGGAGAAGGAGCGGGAGCGGGAUCGCCAGCAGCUCAUCCAGAAGCUGGCCGCCCAGAUGAACGCCGCCGCUGCAGCAGCUGCUUCCAUUGGAAAUGGCAAUCCCAGUGGCGGAGGAGCAGCAGGAGUGGCUGGUGGAGAUGCCCUGGCUGGCGGAGAUCUGCCCUACAAGUGCCACCUCUGCGAGGGAUCCUUCGCCGAGCGAUCGCAGUGCUUGGAGCACAUCAAGCUGUCGCACACCCACGAGUUCGCUCUGCUCCUGGCCAAAGGAGCCAUCGAAGCAUCAUCAUCAGAUGGCUUGGAGGCAAGCAACCACCAGUCCACUGCCCCCCAGUCCACCCAUUCCGAUGACGAGGCACCCAAUGGCAACGGGAGUCGCGGCAAGUAUCCCGACUACAGCAACCGCAAGGUGAUCUGCGCCUUCUGCGUCCGCCGCUUCUGGUCCACCGAGGAUCUGAGGCGCCACAUGCGCACCCAUUCCGGGGAGCGGCCCUUCCAGUGCGACACCUGCCUGCGCAAGUUCACCCUGAAGCACAGCAUGCUGCGCCACAUGAAGAAGCACAGCGGUCGGGCCCAUGGGAAUGGCGACAAUCCCGGUUCGGAUUGCUCCGAUGACGAGCAGGCGAUGAUGGGCAGUCCACCCAGUACCCCCGUUCCCACUUCGCUGCCCCUUCCCAUGCCCACCAACAACAACAACAGCUGCCACAACAACAAUAACAACAACAAUAAUACCACAAACAAUGGUGGCUCCAAGGGAUUGGGACUGAAGCUGCCCAAGCUGCACGAGCUGCUGGACAAGGCGAGCGAAUGGCGCGUGGCCAGUCGGCUGGGCGAGCACAAGGAGAACAUGGGCGAGGCCACGCCCUCCGCCGGCGGAGUGGGAGUGGCCGGAUCGGAUCUGAUUGGCAACCUGCUGGGGAUCAGCGACCAGGGGAUCCUCAACAAGCUGCUCUCCUCCGCCGACGAGGCGGCCAAACUGCUCGGCGUGGACAACAAGUGAGGGAUUUAGGAGGGAUCUUAAGAGGGGAAGCACAGAAAUCAGAAAGCCAUACAUUCUGGAGCAGCAAGGAUCAGUUUGCACCGCCUUACGUAUACCAAAGCUUAAAUAGUUUUCAUUAACGGUAGUCUACUUUAAAAAACAAACGAAAAACCAACAAAAACGAAGUCUAAACCUAAAAAGAAACACUUCUAAAAACAUCUCUCGUUCAGAUUUUCAAAAUGAAAAACGAGUUAUGUUUUUUGGGAACACCCUUAUAUUAUUUUUUGGACACCUCCUUUUUUUUAUGCCAACUCUUAAUUUAAGCGGUCCAACCAACAAAACCAACAAGCUAAUCAAAAUCUUUGGAGACAAACACUUUUUUUUUUAAAACCUUUUUUUUCCUAGCUAUAGCAUAUAGUUUAUAAAUAUAGUUUACCAUAUUAGCUCUAAGUAGCUGCAAUGACAAACGAAAUACAACGAACAUUUAGCAUGACAAAAAAUAUAAAAAGACUUGAAGACCGAAGACAAAAGACCAGAUAUAUAGGAGGUAUAAUAUCUAUAUGUACAUUGAAAGAGGCCUUGAGAACCGCAGCGUGGCUUAAACCUAGUUUUUUAAGGAAGACGGCAGACAUUCUGACAGUCUGUCUCGCUUGCAACUAAUAUAUAGUCAGGUAUUUUGUAAGACUAGAUUCUAGAACCAUUUUUUUGUAGGAUCUUAUUUAACGAAACUCAUUCAUUGCUGUAGUUUAGAGAUCACAAACAAACAAACAAACAGAACACACAAAACACACACUUAUGAUAUGAAAUAUAUAGUAUAGCUAUUUAAAUAUACGAAAACGCAUGAUUCUUAUAUUAUUAAAUUAGAGGACUUCUUACAGCAAUAACCAAAGCAUUUCGCGUUUGUAGCGUUGUUUAAGCUAAACGAAAAAUAAACGAAAUUAAAUUUACCCAAUUGCAUGCCUAUAUAUACAUUUAUAUGAAGCACACACUACAUUAUAUAAAUUAAUCGGUUAAUAUUUAAUGUGGAUGCAGCAGCAGCAGCAGCAGCAGCAGCAACAAACUACUGAACAAAUUAAACUAUGUACUUAGCGAUUAUGAAUGUACUUAAACUGUAAAAGUGUACUUAAUUGUAAACUCUGAAAGACACACGCAACGAGAAUGGAUUACAAAUUGAAUUCAAAUAAAAUAACGACGAAAGAAACAAUAAAA
Drosophila ficusphila is the source of this 7568-nucleotide messenger RNA. It is a transcript of the gene peb, whose product is annotated as ras-responsive element-binding protein 1. Gene Ontology annotation, cellular component: nucleus. The record is from RefSeq and is a predicted model, not a curated record. Gene Ontology annotation, biological process: regulation of transcription by RNA polymerase II. Lineage: Eukaryota; Metazoa; Arthropoda; Insecta; Diptera; Drosophilidae. Gene Ontology annotation, molecular function: DNA-binding transcription activator activity, RNA polymerase II-specific; RNA polymerase II cis-regulatory region sequence-specific DNA binding.